CUCCCGAGAGAGAGUGAGAGAGAGAGACAUACCACCAACUGGAUCUCUAUGGCGCAUUGUUCUAGAGAGAAGAAACCCUGCAUUCGUUGGGUGGAGAGAUAUUUCAAUGACUGCCUCUGCAAUCUAAGCGAUGAAAUCUCUUUUGGGUUUGGGCUCACUAGCCUUCUGUGUUGGGCUGUGGCUGAAAUCCCUCAAAUCAUCACCAACUUCCACUCCAAAUCCAGCAAUGGCGUCUCACUCGCUUUCUUGAUGACUUGGGUUGUUGGUGACAUUUUCAAUCUAGUGGGUUGCCUGCUCGAACCAGUUACGCUGCCGACUCAGUUCUACACAGCUCUGCUAUAUACCACUACGACAGUGGUGCUGAUGCUGCAGACCGUAUACUACGAUCACUUCUGUAGAUGGUGGAAAUGCAGGAGCGGUGAAGUUAAGUCAGCGGUUGCAGAUACGACAAAAUCUAACAAACCCAAUCCACGGGAUCCAAGCGUCCCCAUACCAACUUCCAAGGCCAAAGUGGUUCAUCGGAAUGGCGUGUAUUACACGUCAGCAAGAUCAUUGGCCAGAAGUGGAACUCCACCAAUUGGAUCUUAUCUAGCGAUUCCGAGAAGUGGGCCCUCAGCUGUGGGCCUUCAAGACUCAUCUUCCGACGAAGAGAGCUAUCCAACUCGUUCAAAGCCUUCUAGCCAGCCCAACAGAAUUCCACGUCUGGCUGGUUAUGGAACAUUCAUCGUUAGUUCUGCCAACUUGCCAUUCCAAAGCAAAGCUCUGAUGGAAGCAUACAUGGGAUUAUCUGGGAGGAGAUUACUGCAAGAGAACGGGAUCAGGAGCAAUGCAUACGGUAGCUGGAUGGGAUGGAUAAUGGCUGCGAUAUACGUGGGUGGUCUUGUUCCUCAGAUAUGCUUAAAUAUUAAAAGAGGGAGUGUGGAGGGCUUGAAUCCUUUCAUGUUCAUCUUCGGCCUCUUAGCUAAUGCAACCUAUGUGGGAAGCAUUGUUGUGAGAAGCAUGGAAUGGGAAAGGAUAAAACCAAACAUGCCAUGGUUGCUGGAUAGUAUAUUUUGUGUGGGUCUCGAUUUAUUUAUCCUCGUACAGUUCAUGUACUAUAGAUACAGGCAAAGGAGCAAAACAGGCAAUGGAGAGGAGUAUGAAGAUUACGAGGAAGCCAAACAACCGCUUAACUCGUUGCCUUUAAAAUCACCUUCAUUCCGACCUCCGAACAGAGAGAGAGAGAGAGGGAGAGGGAGCCAUAACGCCAACCAGAUCUUUAUGGCGCAUUGUUCUAGAGAGAAGAAACCCUGUAUCCGUUGGGUAGAGAGAUAUUUCAAGGAUUGUCUAUGCAAUCUAAGCGAUGAAAUCUCUUUUGGGUUUGGGCUCAUUAGCCUUGUCUGUUGGGGUGUGGCUGAAAUCCCUCAAAUUAUCACUAACUUCCAUUCCAAAUCCGGCCAUGGCGUCUCUCUCGCCUUCUUGAUGACUUGGGUUGUUGGUGACGUUUUCAAUCUAAUGGGCUGCCUACUCGAACCAGCUACGCUGCCAACUCAGUUCUACACCGCUCUGCUAUACACCACUACGACAGUGGUGUUGGUGCUGCAGACCGUAUACUACGAUUACAUCCGUCGAUGGUGGAAAUGCAGGCGUGUUGACGUUGAGUCAGUGGUUGCAGAUACGACAAAAUCUAACAAACCAAAGUCACGUGAUCAAAGCAUGCCCAUACCAACCUCGGCUCGAGUAUCUCAUCGAAAUGACGUGUAUUACACGUCAGCAAGAUCAAUGGCCAACAGUGGAACUCCAACCGUUGGAUCUUAUCUUGUAAUUCCGAGAAGUGGGCCCUCAGCUGUGGGCCUUCAUGAUUCAUCUUCCGAUGAAGAGAGCUUUCCAACUCAUUCAAGACCUUCUAGCCAUCCCAUCAGAAUUCCACGUCAGGCUGGUUAUGGAACAUUCAUCGUUUGUUCUGCCAACUUGCCAUUCCAAAGCAAAGCUCUGAUGGAAGCAUACAUGGGAUUAUCUGGGAGGAGAUUACUGCAAGAGCAUGGGAUCGAAAGUAAUGCGUUCGGGAUCUGGCUGGGAUGGAUGAUGGCAGCGAUAUACAUGGGCGGUCGUGUUCCUCAGAUAUGGUUAAAUAUUAAAAGAGGGAAUGUGGAGGGCUUGAAUCCUCUCAUGUUCAUCUUUGCUCUAAUAGCUAAUGUAACCUAUGUGGGAAGCAUUCUUGUGAGAAGCAUGGAAUGGGAAAGGAUAAAACCAAACAUGCCAUGGUUGCUGGAUGCCAUAGUUUGUGUGGCUCUCGAUUUAUUUAUCAUCGUACAGUUCAUUUACUACAGAUUCAUGCAAAGGAGCAAAACAGCCCAUGGAGAGGAGUACGGAGACUACAUGGAAGUCAAACAAUCGCUUGGAUCUUAAGACGUAUAAGAUUAGAGUACAACCCUCAAAAGCCUCUUCUCAAGGUGUGUUGUAUAUGUAUUAUUACUUAGUUUAUGUAAUUGGGCCAUCUUAGCAUCGUCACCGUUGGAUGAUUAAUCAGCUUUUAAUUGUAAAUUUAUAUUGAAUUUGUAGCAA
Magnolia sinica is the source of this 2544-nucleotide messenger RNA. RefSeq lists its product as uncharacterized. The record is from RefSeq and is a predicted model, not a curated record. The transcript has 24 exons. NCBI's taxonomy places the organism in Eukaryota, Viridiplantae, Streptophyta, Magnoliopsida, Magnoliales, Magnoliaceae. The coding region runs from base 49 to 2388 and encodes 779 amino acids.